GUUCCAUACAUACCCUGACCGGCCCUUGUGUUUUGAGUCCUACCCAUAGCCCCAUUUGUCUCGUUCCGCGAUGCUGCAUUCAACAGCACCGGCUUCGACAAUACAGUCACCACCACUGUGAUCAUCCUCUCAAUCUGUUUCGUGCACAUCGCCCGCGGAAGCACCCGCCAGACCGGGACCAUGCUGUCCUUGAGAACGAGGGUGCUGCUGAUGUUAUCCGCAGCGGGAACCCAGAAUUCCACCGUCGUCAGAGCAGUUGUGUGGUCGCGGGUUUAUGUAACCAGCCCUGCUCUCCGAUAUCGUUGUAUUCGGUGCUGUGCACGGGAACCCUCAAGCGCAACCGCGUGUGGCCGCAGUGGAUGCUGUGAGCAUGUGUCGGGCCUCGAUGCAGAAACUGGUACGUUAUAUGCGGAAUAUGCCCAUAUUCUACUACCUUUACAUGUGGGAGAUCCCGCCUCAUUUGCCCCACCGCAUUACGCACGGAUGGUCGCCAGCAUGGUGUCGCAGGUAUAUACCCAACUAAGACAUAUGCAGACACAGGUGUUCUGCGGAGAACACGACGUCGGGGCAAUUUUCUCGAGCCUGACGUCGGUGAGUCACCGGAAGCUGCUCAGGGAGAGAGUCAUCCGAGCGCCGCUCCCUCGCUUGUUCCGUGACAGCGAUAUAUCCCAGAAUAACCCGCCGUCCGAUGCUCGAAUGUAUCGCGCAAAGUAGUGUGCAAACCGCAGGCGCGGAAUUUGUUGGAUCUCCGAGCCUCCGUCUGUCAGUGUGUUCAUGGGCGCAGACCUUCGAUAUUCUGCAUACAUCAACUUUUGCCAGUGCGCUCUAAAUCCCAUCCCAGUGCUAUUCAUGGCGGGCCACGCACCCUCUGUCCACGCGUGAGAGUUGUCUGCAUAGGUGUUAUUGGAUGGGUACUGAAGCAGCCCGCUCUCACGAGCAGUGCGGAGCGUGACACCCUGCUACAGACUCUGUCACCAUGGUAUGCGCUCAAGCGUGCC
Fomitopsis serialis is the source of this 998-nucleotide messenger RNA. RefSeq lists its product as uncharacterized. The transcript is spliced from 4 exons. Bases 181 to 714 code for a protein of 177 amino acids. Lineage: Eukaryota; Fungi; Basidiomycota; Agaricomycetes; Polyporales; Fomitopsidaceae. The record is from RefSeq and is a predicted model, not a curated record.